AUUGCGACCCGUCGCGCAAUGUUGCGGUCGCAUGAGACACAAUUCCAUCUUGGGUUCCUUCUCAUGUUUUGCGCUUCUUAAUGUCGACGACUUGCUGCUGCGCUCAACUUACACGGCCGCCUUCCUGGAUGCACCCCAUGAAUGCUUCAUCGCAACGUUCACUCGAUUAAACCGGAAUUCUUCAGUAUCGCUAAGCAGACUUCAAGCAGCCUCACCAGAUUGAGCGACUGCGAGAGCGUGCGCCCGACUCGCUACCCUCGAGCAAGAUGGCGUUCUGGGACACUCAGCAGCAGUAUCGCGCAGAUGCCCCAUUGGAGCGCGAGUUUCUAUGGCAGGAUCAUGACAAUGUCGCAGCUGAUGAUUCGACCGAUUUCCUGGGGCAGUUUCUCGACUUGGAUGGCACUGGAGCCUUUGCGCCGACGUCGACGACGAACGCGUCUGCCGACGUAUUGGCUGGGGACUAUGAAGUACCGAGGAUGCCUGAAGGGCUGAUGUCCUCAGCGCCUCCUGAAAGCAAUGGGUCUUCGACGACGGCCGAUGAGAUCGAUUGCCUGUCGAGCAGCUCGCAUGUUGGGCCAGCUUCCUCGGCCAGCUACGACAUCGACCCUGCCCAGCUGUCUGCCGGUUACGAUCAGACAAGCUUCAUCCUCGAACCGCCCCAAUGGGCUAAUACUGGCCGCGGGUCUCUUUCAGAUACUGAACUGCCGCGCAUGGAGGGCAUGACACUGAGCUCGCCGACCAAGCUCAAGUACACAUCCAUGUCGCAACCCUCGUCCCCAACACCGCCCAACACGGUUGUCCGAAAGACGACCAGUCACAAGAUCAAGGAAGCCUUCCAUUCUACAAUUCGCAAAGCGACGGGGAAGAGUAGGCCAAAAACUCGAAAGCCAGAGCCUAUCGAUCGCCCAGGUUCUCCCGUGGGCGAACCCCUACCUCUGCAAGCUCCCAGACAACGACCGCGUGCUAUGGCCAAGGUGCGACAGCGACAGCAAUCGUAUACAUCCGAUGCGGGACAGCAGCAGACUUCCUCAUCGUGGAACUUUGUGCAGGGCGCCUGCGAUGAUCCCUUCAAUGAUAUUCCACCCCUGCCUCCAGCCAAUGCUCUGCAAUACUUCAACCAGGGCCCUAUCAGCCCAGGACAUCGAUCCCCAGACAUCAAGAGUGAGCACAGCUCGCAGUACUCUGAGAAUGUCCAGUCUUACCAGGUGCCCCCUGAUAUGGCGUGGCAGCAGCAGCAGCAGCAGCAGCAGCAAGGACACCAACAGAGCCAGCGCCAAGCCAUGAGCAACGUGCCGCAACAACAAGUCGAGUGGAACGGAUCGGACAUGAUGUCUGGCGAUGCCAGCUGGUGGGCUGCCAACGGCGCCAACGUCAAUGGGCAGUUUGCGGACCAAAAUAACGCCCAUGUCAACAUGGCGAUGCAUGCGCAUCAGACCCAGUUGCCGUAUGAAUAUCAAAACCAGGUCCCGGACACGGCCGCCUCAGGGCUUAUGAUCCAGAUACCCCAAGCCCAGCAACAUCACCACCAACAACACCAGGCCGCAGUCGGCAGCGCCUUGACUCUGGACGCGCAAACCACCCUUCCACCACCUCCCCCGAUCCCAGCGACCGAACGACCCCAUCGACCACCGCGCGCCCCCUCCUCUGGCGCCAGGCAUCUCUCAUGCUCACCCGUACACAAGAACAGGGCACCCUCCGCCUCCCCGACACGUGGUACACCAAGCUCCACGCAGAAGCGCCACAGCUCGGGUGGUUCCGUGGCCUCGAACCGCAGUGCCUCGGGUCGUCUCCCGGCCAGCAUGCCCGGUACCCCCUGCAGCGUGAAGAAGAGGCGAUCGCGCGACGUCAGCGGUGGCGGCAGCGGCAUGUCGGGCGCGUCCGCCGGCGAGAUCGGCUUUGUCAACUUCACGCCCAACGACGGCGGUAUGCUCAUGGGCGGCGUCGCCCCGAGCGGCAGCUCCAAGACAAAGGCGCGCCGUGAGAAGGAGGCGCUCGAUCGACGACGGAAGUUGAGUGAAGCAGCCAUCAAGGCUGUGGCCGCAGCAGGCGGCGAUGUUGAUCGACUCAUUGAGCAAGGUUUCUUUUUCUGACAAGCGGAAUCCGCGCGCGCACGCCCGUCUUUGAAUAUCCCAGGUACUUGAUCCAAGUCCCUAACAGACAGUCUUUAGCAGCAAUCUUUUCCUUGGUCUAUCCUGCCUUUCAUCCUCUAUAGUUCCUCACAUCAUGGCACACUGGCCUGUACUUCAAAGCUUGGUCUGGUCUCACUGUUUCCUUGCGUGUUGGCGACGCUGAUUUCCAAUGGGCGUUUAUAUCGGUUGACGGUUCGGGGGCCUGUAAUAUUGUAGAGGCGACACCAGACUAUGAUAAUUCUCAGCAAAAAAACAUGGAGACGUGGCUGUUGAAAAUUUAACAAUAUUGUAAUUCAUCCUUGCCGUUCGCUAUAAUCACAGACAAG
Messenger RNA from Emericellopsis atlantica, 2455 nucleotides. RefSeq lists its product as uncharacterized. The record is from RefSeq and is a predicted model, not a curated record. The transcript has a single exon. NCBI's taxonomy places the organism in Eukaryota, Fungi, Ascomycota, Sordariomycetes, Hypocreales, Bionectriaceae. Bases 267 to 2090 code for a protein of 607 amino acids.